Molecule: messenger RNA, 930 nt
Organism: Huiozyma naganishii CBS 8797
Lineage: Eukaryota; Fungi; Ascomycota; Saccharomycetes; Saccharomycetales; Saccharomycetaceae
Gene: FAD1
Product: FMN adenylyltransferase
Exons: 1
Coding region: 1-930 (309 amino acids)
Biological process (GO): FAD biosynthetic process
Molecular function (GO): FMN adenylyltransferase activity
Source: RefSeq, a predicted model, not a curated record
AUGACGCUUGCGGAAAUAUCGAGGCACUGCUACGAACUGGCGCAAUCGUACCUGGAUUUGGACGGCUCCACGCUCGAUGGUGUCAUCAACGAGACCCAAAAUGCGAUCCGUUUGACGAGGGACUACUUCCUCGAGGACAUCUUCACGCGGUGGUCGCCGCUGGACGGCGAGAUUUCGUUCAGUUACAAUGGGGGCAAGGACUGUCAAGUGCUGCUUCUGCUGUAUUUGGGGUGUCUGUGGGAAUUCUUCGUGGUUCAGGCUGGGAAGUCUCAGUACGCCCUACAGUUCCAGUUGUUCCCGAUGCACUCUCUGCCCAGUGUGUUCAUUAACUUGGACGAGACGUUCCCGAUCCUCUACCGGUUCAUCAACGAGUCCGCCGCAAGGUACCAUUUGGAGUUAUACGAGUCCUGCCCUCAGUGUAACGACGGACCUUGCGACAUGCCCUCGCAGUUUAGACGGUUCCUGGACGGCCCAGGGGAGGGCACGAGGGCGAUUGUCAUUGGUGUACGGUACACGGACCCCUUUGGCGAUCAGUUGGAACCCAUACAGAGGACGGAUAGUAACUGGCCCGAUUUCGUCCGGUUACAACCGUUGCUCCAUUGGAGACUGAGCAACGUGUGGUCUUUCCUGCUGUACUCGGGGGAACCUAUCAGUGAACUAUACAAAGUCGGGUUCACCUCGAUUGGGUCCAUCGAGGGCACAACACCGAACCCACACCUUCUACGGACGAAACAUAGUGGGGCCAGGGAGAAGGAGGAGGGACGGUCGCCCUUCCAAUGGGAGAUCGACCACCGGUACAUUGCCAGUGCCACUGCACGGGAAGAGCAUUCAGAGGAGUGGCUCCAGUCUCUCGCAGAACAGUACCUCCCCGGGUGGUACCUGACGGACGACUCGUUGGAGCGAGCUGGACGACUCAAGAAAGGGAAGUGA